GCCUACAGCUCACUAAACGCCAUGAUGCGCUAGCGAACACGACCGAGAAACGCUCUGCUCCCAUGUUUUUCGUGUGUGAAGUCGCCCGCGGUAGGUUUUGGAACUUGGCAUUGUGUAGAGUUGCAGUGCGUGCGAGUGUGAAGAAUUGCCGUACAUAGUGGGAAGAGUGCGUGAAGAUUGCCGUUGUGAAUUUUGGCUAAUAAAUAGAAGCAAAGCGCGUAGUGUGCGUGAGUUAAAUUGAAGCGAAAAGAAAAAGGAAGAAAAGUGGGUGUAGUUUGUUGUGUGCAGUGUGAGUGUGUGAGUGCGAAAGGAAAGGUAGAGAGUGAAAACACAACAAGCAAUCACGGCAAAUCAUCUCCCCGGGUGAGGUGGAGGAGCUUUCCCUCGCGACCAUUUCGUCCAGCAAUCCCCACCCCCACCCCCCCCUUCGCUUCCUUGAGGAAGUAAAUUUCGACGGUGCCUUGUGGCUUGGUGAACCGCACAUGCACGCAGCGUGAACGGGGUGAAUUUUUCUGCGCUGUUGUUGGUGGAAAAGCUGUAAAGUAGGCUACGGUUACGGCAAAGGACCCUCCCGUUCAACACACGCGCACACUCCCCCGCAGAGCGGCGACACAAGCACAAACACGGGCUAAAAGGGACAGCGAAGAGAGUGAGAAAGCAAUACAAUUUUGCGCCGGUUACUGUUGGAUUGAGUGGCAUCACAACUACACCUUCGAGCAAAACGGCGAGCAAAGCAACCGUUGCCGGAAGACAACACUGCCGCAACGACUACCGAGGCUGUGGUGCUAACCGGGAUAAGGCAGGCUGCCCAGUCAUUUCACCCGUCGUCCGUCAGCUGUUGGUUCGGCGAUCCUGAUCCAUCCCGGAGCCAAUAAAAAAGGCGUUUUGCAUCAAAUCUUAACAGCACAAACCACGAUCGCGGAUCGUCUCCCUUAAGCACAACAACAACAGCAAGAUGAGCGAACAAAGCAUCAUUGGGGCCCGGGCAUCGGUCAUGGUGUACGACGAUGUGCAGCGGAAGUGGAUACCGUCCGGCAGCUCGUCCGGUCUGAGCAAGGUGCAAAUCUUCCACCAUCAGCAAAACAACACGUUCCGCGUCGUCGGCCGGAAGCUGCAGGACCAUGAGGUCGUCAUCAACUGUUCGAUCAUCAAGGGGCUGAAGUAUAAUCAGGCCACCGCCACGUUUCACCAGUGGCGCGAUUCCAAGUUCGUGUACGGGUUGAACUUCUCCAGCCCGAUGGACGCGGAAGCGUUUGCCCGUGCGAUGAUGCACGCUCUGGAUGUGCUGAGUGGACGCGUACCACCCUCGUCGACCAUGCAAACGACCAAUCCGAACCCGAGCCAGAUGGCUGCGGCGUACGAGGAGGACAUGGGCUACCGUACGAUGACCCGUGAAGAUGCGGCCAUCAUGCAACAGCAGCAGCAAAUGACUAGUCAACCGCCGGGCGUGGGACCACCACAGCAACCGCCGAACUCGAUACCGGGCCCUGGCGGUGGCAUACUAUCCCCGCAAACGCCGACAUCUCAAACGCUGCCAUCACAAGCCAGCCAGCAGCAGCAGCAGCAGCAGCAGCAGCAACAACAACAGACGCAUCAUCGUACAAACAGUGCACCACCGGUCCCGCCAGCGUUACCGACACAACAGCAGCAGCAGCAGCAGCAGCAGGCAUCGCAGCAGUCACAGGCACAGCAACAGCAGCAACAGAAACCGAUCUAUGCAUCACAGCAGAGCAACAGCAGUACCAACAGUAUUACCUAUGGAAACAACUCGCCGUAUCCGCAGCCAAUCUACGUAGCAUCGAAUCAAAAUCAUCAAAUGCUGAAUCAGUCGGUGUUGCCACCGCAACCGCCGCAGCAACCACCGCCACCACAGCAGCAGCUACCGUCGAACCUUUCGAACGGUUCGAUUUACGCGACGGCCACGUGCUCCCCGAGUGCGACCAACAGCAAUCCAGCGAACCCGAUCUACGCCGGCCAGCAGCAGCUCGUGUCACAGCAGCAACAGCAGCAGCAGUCCGUUCCACCGCCGCCACCGAUGAUGAUGCCACCGAUCGGCUACGGAGCAUCGAAUGGUGUCGGCGGUCCGUACGGUGCUGGUCAACCACAGUACGGUAUACCACCGGUUCCACAGAUGCCAAUGCAGCCGCCGCACCAGCAGCAACCACCGUCACAGAUGCAGCAAACGAAUGCUCCUCCACCACCGCCAAUGAUGCCGCCGAUGUUCCCGAUGUCGGCACCAUCUAGCGUACCGCAGCCACCAGCACCGCCGAUGCCACCAAAUCUGAAUAAUGCGGCUGCUCCACCGCCGCCGCCACCACCGCCCGGCAUGCCAGCGGUAAAGCCGGGAGAAAUCAACUCCUUGGCCCUCCAGCUGGCCAGUGCCAAACUGAAACGCAGCCAACCGCCGAAAAGCUCGCCGGCCGCUGGCGUAUCGUCCACCUCUUCCUCCGCCAACAAUGGCAGCAAUGCCGUGUCGUCCACCGUGACGGAAAACAGCGGCAGCAGUACAUCGAGCGGAGGUAGUGGUAAUUAUGGAACCAUAGGACGGUCGUCAUCUGGUAUGGCAUCGAUGAUGGAUGAAAUGGCGAAAACACUUGCCAGGCGACGAGCGCAGGCAGAAAAGAAGGAGCCGGACUCCAACGAGGAUGGAAGUGCAGCAGGAUCCGGUGGUCGCCAGCGGGCCUGGGAAAAAUCGAGCACACUGCCACACAAGUUGGGCAGCGGCAACAACAAUGCCGGCGGUGGAGGAGGCUCCAACUCUGGCAGCGGUCAGGGUGGUGCAAGCCUGAGCGGUUCGGAAUCACCGAAACCGUCGCGGAAACGCUUCGGCAGUGCCAGUGAGGAAACGAUACUGAAGCAGAUCAAUGGUGGUGAUAGCUUCUCCCUUCCGACUGCGGUCGAAUUCGACAAUCUGAAGGAAGACAUUUUGCGCGAGAUGCGCAGCGAGAUUGCCAAGGCGAAGCAAGAAAUCAUAGAAGCUAUCAAAUCCGAAUUCAACCGCAGUAUUCGAAUAUGUUUUAAUCAGCCAGUGUCGGUACCAACCCGGGGUGCAUAUUCUCAAGCAUUGGAAGUGGCAGUGCAUCUCCCACCAAGAGAAAGUGGCGUGUAAACUUUAUAUAGAAAACAGAAGCAAAACGAACACACCAUUCACUUACGCGGAAGAAAUGCAGAACUUACAAGACUCCAAACGUUUAUACAUAUACGUCGUAAUACAUUGUGGUGCAGUUGAAAAAAAAGGUGGGUAGUCGAAAUAUGAGCUAAUAAACUAGUAUAAUAUACAUAGCGAGUGCAGCAGUUUACCGCGUGGCCGCGGAUCUCGCGGGCAGAGUCCGUAUUCGAAUGGCAGAUUGCAUUGCCGACGCAUCAUAAUGCAUGUAUAAAAUUUGAUAUACAUUUUUUGUGCGCCAUUGUUGUUGUGGUUAACCGUUUUGGUCCGUGAGUGUGUAUGUAUACACACUGCGUUGGCAUUCACGCCACAUUCUCCUCCGUAUCGCGUUGUAGUAUUAGUGGCAGUAUCAUCAUCAUAAUCAUCAUAUAAACUCUCCUUGAGAAUGGUGGACCGCAACUGGGGAAAAAGUGAUUUUGCAUCGUACCCCAUUUCCUCCUCACUUGCAUUGCGUAUAUUACUGUGGGUAAAUCGAAAUGGAAAUUGGGGUCGUGUUCUAACACACACCAGACCGACCGCGUAUGUGUGUGCGUGUAUCAGUAAAGAAGGUGAAAGCGAACAAAAACACAGUUCUUUGAAUCGAAUGUCUAUCCAUGUGUCUCUAUGUGUCAGCCAUAUUAUCUGUCUCAUUAUGAUUACUCUCGGGAAGGGAAGAAUGGAGAAGGCAAAAAAAAACAUAAGAAAGAAGGCAAAAAAGCUAAGCAAAAACCAUUAAACUAUGAAAACGUAACAUAAAUCAUUGGGAACAUGAAUUAAAUUAAAACUAACGAUACUAAAUACUUAAGUGCGACGAAUUAAGUAUGUAAGAGUAACGAAGAGAGGCAGAAAAAUUCAGAACAAAACCAACUCGGAAGCUAACAGCUUUGUUGUGUUUAAUUUUAUUUUAGUUCUUGCUUUCUUCUCUCUUCAUUCUAGUUUUGGUCUAAAUGCGCAAAAUAGUAAAAUGAUGCCGUGUAGUGUGUAGUGUUGAGUGAAAACAACACUCGCAGCUAAAAUGUUACGCGGAGUUUGCGUAACGCAUCAGUUAAAAAAAACUGCACACCGAAGCAAAUCAAGCUGAUUAAAUCAAAAUGUAGCUUAAAUUUAGUGAUCACAUCAUUGAAUCGAAUCGAUAGGGGCGGCGAACGAUGUGUGAUUUAGGCGAGGGGAUCGUAAUAAAGUUGCGUUAGUUAGUUGGCAAGCUAGCCGAAGGAAGAACUCACCCAAACACGCACUGAAUUUUAGCGUGUGCACAAACUCGAUUGAGCAUCUAAACGACACGGAGAAGACGACGAUGAAUGAAGUCUUGAAGAGGGGGGGACUACACGAUCGAUUUUUUUUGUACAUAAACAAAAGACUAAACGGUAAUCGGAGGAGAGAGAAUAGAAGUUGUGUGAUGAAAUGGAAAAAUCGGACGAAAUAUCGGAGGUAGCGAAAGAGAAGGGCACAUGUUAGCGACUAGCUUUCCUUAGUAUAGUCCUAUCGAUGGUACAUAGUCAAAAGCGAAGGAGAGCGUUUUCCUUUCGCGCGUGUGGAAAUCGGGUUGUACGCGGGCAGACUGCAGUCUCGAAAAAUAAGCCACGGUGCGGUAAGAUAAAAUGGAUCGUCCCUCGGAACUGAACUGACUCCUAUUUGUGUGAGGGUGGUCCCGUUGCUCGUCCCCCAGGAAAUUCGUGCGAUAAUAGUGCGAAGCAAAGGCGUAGAAAGCAUUUAGAGCUAGAUGAAAGCGAGUCGAGGGUAGAAUAUAUCUUUAGUCAUCCUCUAACGGCACGAACUAUGUGUUGCUGAUUUUGGCGAAACGAAACGGUAGAUAUGCUCUCUCUUUUUGUUUUUAAUUUUUGAUCGCAACGAGGAGGUGCGUUACACACCCCCGAUCUAUACAAACUAAACGAACGCUAAUGGGACAGUGAAGCACAGCGAAAUAGUAAGCAACGUAAAAGAAAAUAUUAAAAUUUCACAAGUUACAACUCUGGAACACAAUGAACUCGAUACGAAUGUCUGUCUUGAAGGAGCUGGAGGAACGGUUUGGAUGUUUGAAAAUGGAAAUGUUCUUGUGUGUAAAUCACGGGUGAAUAAUAAAUUGCCAUCGAAAUUGGUUUUGAGUGAAGUAAAACACACAGUGACAGAAAAGUAAAAAUAUGUCGCACACAACAGAAUACAGAAACGAAAAAAUGAAAGUAAAGAUAGAGAGAGAGAGAAAGGGAUAGAGAGUGAGAGAGAAAUUUGCAAGAGUAAAAGCAUUUGCAAGGAAUACAACAAUACAGUUACACCGCUACCAGCUAACGCUCUACAGAAAGAUUUCCGUUCUGAGAACACAAACAAACAGCGCAACAAGUUAAUAAAAAUCCACUGCAAAUUUGACGACGCACAUAGACUGGAAAAUGCUACAGAAAAAGUAAAGAAAAAAAGGGAAAAUAAAUCGCAAACAGUAUAAAGAAAGCGAAACGUAAAAUAUGUACGUAAUCGAAAAGCUACAGACACAAAUCUAAACCACAAGAUAAAACACAGAACACAUAUAUAUCCAUGAAGAUGAAAAUAUCGUUGAUCAAGUGCUGGCCAGGAAUGGUAAACUAAAGAUGUGAAGUUGAUCUUGAAAAGAAACUUGAAUGAAAGUGAACAAUUUGGCAACAGUGCGAUGCAACACAGAGAAUGAAGAAAAAAAAAAAAUACAAAUUAAAUUCAAACAGUAAAACAAAAAAACCCAGAACAUGUUAAGAAACAGGUGACGAAUCGUUGGUAAAGCACAAGCAAUGAAGAAAACAGAUGAAGGAAGUAGAUGGGGGAAGUUUUAUAUUAGUUCAGUUGCUCCCUUCAUCCCAAAAAAAGUCAUUUCAACUUCCAUAUAUAGUACUUUUCUUCUUCCUCCUGGUUCUACGCGAACCGCAACGAAAACGGGCACGGAAUGGAUCAAACGUCGUAAAAAAGCAGUAUUAGAGAUGAUUAAAUUUAGCAAAGAGAGAGAUAAUGUGAAAGAGAGGGAAAGAAAGAAAGUAAAAGAAGGGUGUAGAAGAGAGUGGAGUGGGUGAAGCAGUUAUGUAGGGGCGUGUGUGUGUACAAAAGAUUGAUGGUGUAUCGUACAAAAUAAUUUGUAGUUUUGCGUGCAAAUUAAAUUAGUUUGUCUUUCAAUUUCGUUGCCGGGAGCGUUUGCUAAGUAUUGUUACGGGGGGAGGGGUUUGUAAGGAACGUGCGGAGGAGUAUGCUUUUUUUUUAAUGCUUGCUUUUGCGAAUUUUUACUGCUUGAGAUGAUGAUGAUGGUGGCUAAGGUUGCGGUUUGCUGUAGUGUUAUCAGCAGCAAUUUAGGAUUAAAAAUGGUGGAAUUUUAGCCAACAAAACAAUUGGAUGAAUACACUAUUUUCCGUAUCCGUUUGACAGAACUGCUCCCCUAAUUUUAAACUGUGAUCGUUUUGAGUAACGAUGGCGACAUAGAAAGAGAGAGAAAGAGAAAGAGAAAAUGAGAGAAAUCUGCUUCGUUUUUGGUGUGUGUACUACUCAAACCAUGGAAUCGAUUUUUAUCCGUUUUUUCGAUUACUGUUUUGACAGAGGUGCAGUAACAGCAGAGCCAGGCUACUUAGGAUAGAUAGAGGUGGUUUAUAUGAGACAGGCCGGCGUGUUGACAGGGUUUAACAGAGAACAGAAGCGAGUGGACGGACUGGAUUGUAAUGCAGAGUCAGCAAGGAUGAUGCUCCAGAUUUAUUAGAUCUAUCCAUAGACACAUGCACACCAACAUAUUAUAUACAAAAACAAAACAAAAAAGCUGCGGAAGGAGGAGGAGCUGCAUCAUGCUAUAUAUUAGAUGAUUUGUGAUUUUAUGUUAACUAUAUAAUUUUGUAUUAUUACUUUUAUUUACCUAUUUUUACAAUAAGGACGUGAAGAAAGUGACUAUUGGUAUAUACAUACACAUAUACAUUUAUCUUAUUAUUCGCCAGGAAAGAGAGAUAGAGUAGUGUGAUGCGCGAAGAGGAAAAGAAACGAAUCAGAAGAAAAAAAGAACACCGCAAAAGAGCGCAUAAAUAUUAGGUGAAAUUAAUUGGUCGGAAUGGGGUUGUUUGCUGGUAGGAAAAAAAAAUGGAUUUAAAAAAACGGAAGUAAAAGCUUAAAAAACCGUAACCAAUUCGAGUGAUUCAAACGAAAAAAGGCAAAAGGAGCGUGCAGCCCACAGGACGGAGAGAACAGCUAGUAACGGCGCAGUGAAGGGCGGAUAGAGAUUAAUUAAACAACACAACAACAACAAAAAACACACACACAGUUAUCAAACUCUCUAGUAGAUCAAACAAGAAAGAAGUAGAAAACAGGAAACGAAAAGGUACGAAAUCCACAAACGCGCGGUAUGGAUGGACUUGUUUUUGGAUUGAAUAAUAAUGGUCAAUGAGUGAAAGGCGA
Anopheles merus is the source of this 7525-nucleotide messenger RNA. RefSeq names its product protein enabled (gene ena). Lineage: Eukaryota; Metazoa; Arthropoda; Insecta; Diptera; Culicidae. Gene Ontology annotation, molecular function: SH3 domain binding. Bases 956 to 3109 code for a protein of 717 amino acids. The transcript has 12 exons. The record is from RefSeq and is a predicted model, not a curated record.